AUGGGACUCAGCUGCUUCAAGUCCUGGAAACAUGACAGCACAGGGCACAAAGGUAACAGAGACGUGUUGGCCAGCCCAGGCUCGUACUUCUUCCUGUCCAACAGCGCCGGUCAGGGUGACGAGUGGCUCAAGAGCCUCAACAAAGGAGUCUGGAUCCCUUUCACAGGGGUCUUCGGUCAGCGUCUGGAGGAGACGGUGCUGUAUGAGCGACGUUAUGGGACACUUUUGGUUCCUCUGGUGGUGGAGCAGUGUGUGACCUUCAUCAGGGAUCGCGGCCUGCAUGAAGUGGGUUUGUUCAGGCAGCCGGGGCAGGCCAGUCUGGUGAAAGAGCUGCAGGAGGCGUUUGAUGCAGGGGAGAGACCAUCCUUUGACAGUAACACAGAUGUCCACACGGUGGCGUCGCUGCUGAAGCUGUACCUCAGACAGCUGCCUGAGCCGCUGGUUCCUUACAGGCGCUACCAGGACUUCCUGCUCUGUGGUCAGAAGAUGUUGAACGACCGCACAUGGGGUUUGGGAGAGUUGAGAAAUCUUCUCCAUGAGUUGCCAGUUGCAAACUUCAACCUUCUCAACUUCAUCUGCCAGUUUCUGAACGACGUCCAGAGUUACUCAAGCAGCAACAAGAUGAGCAGCCAGAACUUGGCCACCGUGUUCGGGCCGAACAUCCUCCGAGCCAAAGCUGAAGACCCACAAAGCAUCAUGGGAGGUGCAGCACUGGUCCAGGUGCUCAUGUUGGAGCUGAUCAGAGAGCACGAAUCCCUCUUUGCGAGAGCCCCCCAGUCCAUCUCCGCCCGCCCUCCAGCAGGGUCUCGUGCGUCCCCGGGUGCUCUGAGACAGCCUCACCUCCACCCGACGUCCUGCCACCGCCAGCUGUCCCUGCCUCUCAUCGCAGAGCGCUCCAGAGAGGCCGACAGACAGCAGGCCGCAGACACGCAGAACCUCAGCUGUGCCUACUCGACUGCUGUCAAAUCAGACGUUCCCUUCAGCCAGAAGAGGCUUCUCGGCCAUCGCUACACGUCCUCCCACCCCGAGAACUGCUUCUACCCCCCGCCUUCCUCUAGUCAUCACUCAGACAUAGACUACCACCAGGACCAUGCCCACAAAGAACCACCCACUGCAAACAGUCAAACCUCUACAGCCAGCGUCCAGGUGCGAGACCCACAGCCCAAAUCUCUGCUGGCCUGGCCGGGUCGAGGAGAGGCAGACGCUGGUUUCUCGGGCUCUUACGCUGUAGAGGAUAGGGUUGCACUACCAGAAACAACCAGCGGGGGCAGCAGUGAGGCUCAGGAUGACAGUAACCUCUCUGCCUAUGACAACCUGGACGGCUCGUGUGAGCGCGAGGCAAUGGCGGAGAUCACCGGAGGACAUUUUGAAACGGACAAUCCAGAAACCUGUGGAGAGGAGGCGGAGCUUGAGGAGGAGGCGUGGCAGAUGAAGGACUCCUGCUCUUCAUGGUCAUCCUGUGAGGUACUACCGUUGGAUGAGAGCAGGGAUGAUGCAGACACGGUUAGUCUUGACAUGUCGCCAAAGAGGCCAAAAAAUGUACCUUCAGGUCAGCUGCGAGACGAGGAGAACGAUCGAGAAGACGAUCAUGAAGACAAAAGCAGUGAUGAUGAUGAUGAUGAUGAUGAUGAUGACGACGUCAGCCACCCUAACUCCCCAGCGUCUUGUUUGUUACUCAGUCCUCUGAGUACAGGAAGCUCAGAGGUGUUCCUUCCCGCCUGUCCUCCAGACGCCCCGGCGCCCGAGCCUCAGUCACCGCCCAGAGACGCUCAGAGCCUCCUGGCUGAGCUGCAGUGGCAGAUGGCCCGACAGAAGGCCGAGUACCAGGCAAGGAUACAGAGGUUGGAGCGCUGUAACGACGUCCUGGAGCGGCAGGUCGCAGUCCUGCGGGUCAGUCUGGAGAAGCAGAGGCGCAGCCAAAGCGUCGCCGAGAUAAAGAUCCGCAACAUGGAGCGAGCCAAAGCCGACGCCGACCUCCGGAACACCACCCUGCAGAGGGAGAUGGAGCUCUUCUUCCAAAUGUACGGAGAGUUUAAAAGAGGAGGAUUUGAAGGAGGGAGAGGCGGAGGGAGUCUCUGA
Molecule: messenger RNA, 2079 nt
Organism: Labrus bergylta (ballan wrasse)
Lineage: Eukaryota; Metazoa; Chordata; Actinopteri; Labriformes; Labridae
Product: rho GTPase-activating protein 24-like
Biological process (GO): wound healing, spreading of epidermal cells; negative regulation of Rac protein signal transduction; activation of GTPase activity
Cellular component (GO): focal adhesion
Molecular function (GO): GTPase activator activity
Source: RefSeq, a predicted model, not a curated record